This is a messenger RNA of Tuber melanosporum (Perigord truffle), 2008 nucleotides long. RefSeq lists its product as uncharacterized. NCBI's taxonomy places the organism in Eukaryota, Fungi, Ascomycota, Pezizomycetes, Pezizales, Tuberaceae. Gene Ontology annotation, biological process: metal ion transport; transmembrane transport. The transcript is spliced from 4 exons. The coding region runs from base 1 to 1707 and encodes 568 amino acids. The record is from RefSeq and is a predicted model, not a curated record. Gene Ontology annotation, molecular function: metal ion transmembrane transporter activity. Gene Ontology annotation, cellular component: membrane.
AUGCCAGACAAUCUCUGGAUUACAGAAUUCAACAUCAAUUUUAUCACAACCCCAUCUCGGCAAGGCGUGGAGUCGCCUCUCCUACCAAACUAUUUUCAGAGGAGACAGCCUGAGUUCCUAACGAUGAACGACGCCGCGCCAAACUGCAUCAUGGUCGAGGCUUCCAUGGGGUUCCGAUUUAUUGGCGACCUUCAUGACCAGUUCUGGACAUGCUAUGUGUUUUACAACUUUGGAAGACAGGAACUCAUUACAGAUACCCGGGCUCGAGUGGAACGCAUCGACUCUUGUAAGACUCUGAGACAACGAAAGUGCCUAGAGGGGUUUCUUGUGUGCCAGGCUCUCGAUCUAGUACUCUCGCAGACCAAGAAUGUCCUCAAUACUAUUACUAAGUCUAUGGGGGAAGGCAAUAAAUCGCAAAAUAUUUUCAUCCCGUUACUGAUGGAAGAUGACCUCAGAGGGGAGAACUAUUUCAAAACCAUGAACAAGAAUAGCGUAUUCUAUCCCUGGCUGCUCGACGUUUAUGGUGCUUUGCAGGAUAAGUGUCGGGAGACCAGUACCGUUGCGAUGCAGUGGAUAUCAGAAGAAGAAAGACGAAAGUAUAAACCUCGGUGGUCCGAAAAGGACCAAAGGAAGUUUGGGGAAGAGAUUGUUCAGAACCGAGCGGACGUUAAGGCGCGUUGUGCUAAGCUGGAGAAAAUGUCGAAGAACUUACAGGAGCGGAUUGACCGGAUUAGGAAUCUUAAGGAAUCACUAUCGAGUGAGCUAGCGCUCCGAGAAGCGAGGACCUCCACACAACUCGCGCGCACGAUCAAUCUUUUUGCUGUUGUUACAGCUAUUUAUUUACCCUUAACGUUCUCCACCAGUAUCGUGGCCAUACAAGAACUCCAUUGGAAAUAUCCCGCAAAAGCCCUCGUCAGAAUCAUGCUCGCCGUAGCCUCCGGUACAUUAAUCCUCCUGAUGAAUCUUUCCUCCCUCCGCCGCAACCUUGCAGCCCUGAAAAGGUGGGCCCAACGCUCAAUCCGCAAUAGAAUGAAAGGGGUCCCCAACCGCAAAAAGACUAGCAAGAAACCCAUCUGCCGAGAUAAGCGGCCAGCCUGGAACUAUUGGAAAAAGAGGGCCCGCAGCCUAGACGAAGCGGAAAAACGCAGCGCGUUGCUCACCGACAAUGAUAUUCACGGCAACGAGAGCGACUGGUGGUACUGGUACUUCACGGCGAUAUACAUCACCAUCGUGGUUCCCGUGCAAGAGCUGACCUUCAUAAUCCGCACGCUCCGAGGGCAGAAGGUUGAGAAUGCUGGCCCCUUGAAGAAGCUUGUGAGGCUUCCCGGGUUCCCCAUAUGGGCUCUGCAGCUGGCGCUUGUGUACGUGAUAAUUCUCGCCGGGUAUGCCUUCCUCCCCUUAGUGAGAUUUGUGCAUCACACGGCGGUCUGGCUGUGGACUGGGAAUGACACCGUCGAGAGUAAGAAGGCAGCGCCGGAGGAGGUUGAGCAGAGUUCAAUGUCGGAGCCGGAGGAUGAUGCAGAGGGUUUGGAGUCAGAGCCGGAUAGCACGCAAAAAGAUAGCACGCAAAAAGAUACAGGGCUGGUUGACUGGUUGAUGAAACCAGCAAAGAUUAUGAUGCUCCUCAUGGUUAAAGAGGCUCUCCAGCCCAAGGAGGAGGAAAGGGAACCCGAUCUGGAGAACCAGGGAACCCCUAUGGAACACUAGAGACCCACUCGUUUAGGAAACGGGUGGUUAGAAGUCUAGACGUGGGAGGGGUUUAGUGUUAUUUAUUUGUUACUAUGGAACAAGGGCCCCCGGUCACGUUUACCUCUGACAAGGGGGAGGGAUCGAUUUAUUGGACUUUAUUUCUAUGGGCUGGUCGGGAGUGCUGGACGACAUGUGAUUUCAAGUGCUUACCAUGGACCGAGUCGUGUGCUGUGCUGUCGUUGAGAAUGACUAAUGAUUUCUUCCUUCUCAUCAUAAUAUUAUGAUAUUAUUAAAUAAGGCAAUAUCACUAAAUCCUAAA